CACACAUCUCUCCCCCCACCACUCUGCUAUACAAAGGAAGCUGUGAGUACUAGAGAGAGAGAGAGAGAGAGAGAGAGAGAGACUCGAAUCACACAAACUAAAAAAAGAAAACAGUGAGUGAUGGCUUGUGUUCGUUACAAAUCAUCAGAUCUAUGUCAAUGCAAACCUCACAUUGCUUCCGACGAGAGUAGUAAGAAGCUGGAGAAGAAGAAUAAGAAGAAGAAGAGCCACGUGUUGCUAGAAGGCUACGUUGAGAAUCUCGCCACGUUGGACAACCAAGACGAUCUGACGAGAUCCAAGAGCCUGACCGACGACGAUCUCGAAGAUCUCAAAGGUUGUCUGGAUCUAGGGUUUGGUUUCAGCUACGACGAGAUCCCUGAGCUCUGCAGCACUUUACCUGCUCUAGAGCUUUGCUAUUCCAUGAGUCAGAGAUUCUCUGACGACAACAAGCAGAACAAUGCCGCCAACAACGAAAACUCUUCACCGGAAAAUUCGUCGGUGGACGAUUCUCCGGCGCCUCCUAUUGCCAAUUGGAAGAUAUCUAGCCCCGGUGAUAAUCCGGAUGAUGUGAAAGCUAGGCUCAAGUACUGGGCACAAGCCGUUGCAUGUACUGUCCAAUUGUGCAGCUGAAUGAUUCAUUGUCACGUCUGAAGCAGGAACUCAAGUGAAGAUGUGAUAUUUACAUGAACACUGUUUAGCUGAGAAGAGAUCUCAGAAAGGCAUUGAAAGGUCUGAAAUUUAACUGAACACCUAGUAGUAUGAUUUUUUAUUAUCAUUCCAUCUAUAUCCGUAGUAGUAUCAAGUCUAAUAAUUUUUGUGAACGGAAAAUAAAUGUAUCAUUGAAUAAAAACAGCACAUUCUUUCUCA
Raphanus sativus (radish) is the source of this 867-nucleotide messenger RNA. RefSeq lists its product as uncharacterized. The record is from RefSeq and is a predicted model, not a curated record. NCBI's taxonomy places the organism in Eukaryota, Viridiplantae, Streptophyta, Magnoliopsida, Brassicales, Brassicaceae. The transcript has 2 exons. Bases 121 to 630 code for a protein of 169 amino acids.